Messenger RNA from Labrus mixtus (cuckoo wrasse), 1394 nucleotides. It is a transcript of the gene nkx6-3, whose product is annotated as NK6 homeobox 3. Lineage: Eukaryota; Metazoa; Chordata; Actinopteri; Labriformes; Labridae. Gene Ontology annotation, cellular component: nucleus. Gene Ontology annotation, biological process: regulation of transcription by RNA polymerase II; cell differentiation. Gene Ontology annotation, molecular function: RNA polymerase II cis-regulatory region sequence-specific DNA binding; DNA-binding transcription factor activity, RNA polymerase II-specific. The record is from RefSeq and is a predicted model, not a curated record. Bases 554 to 1369 code for a protein of 271 amino acids. The transcript has 3 exons.
UGGCAGGCCAUCAAAAAAUCAACUUGUUCCCACUCCACCUGUUCAAAACACUAUUAAUCUGGUGCAGUCCAAUAAAAGGCUCAGCUCUCAGCAAGCAGCCAAUAGAACGCCAUUAAAGCGUAUGAGACCCCGGCCAAUCCCAGGCUGCAUUCUAAUGUGGCCUAUCUUUAUCAAGGUGCCACUCCAUUUCCACAUACUGCUUAUUUAUGAUUUCUGAGACCAGAGCCGGCAAGGGGAACAUCUGUGUCCGAAGGGCUCACCCAAGACAUCAAAUAUGGGACUAUUACAGAUAGAGAGGUGCAGGGCGAGAGUGAAGAGUUAAUCUGCUGUUCUUGAUGCUUUUCAUGUGGUGGCAACUUUGGGGAAACAUCAAGGAUUGUGUUAAAGUGCGAUAAGUGCUUUUUAUUAAUUAAAUAUCUAGAGACGGAAGUGUGAACCCGAACCCGUCGUCUGCGAGUGAGAGAACUCCUCGUGGGCCCAUCAGAAGUCUUUUCCUACCUGGAUCUUAUUGGAUGCGUUACUGAGACCUGGAGGCUUUGUUACAGUUCUCCCCAUGGAUCCAAACAUCCAGGGGUCUUUCCUCUUUAACAACAGCCUGAACCAAUUCAACACGGACCUGAAGGCCCCAGUGUGCCAGUACUCGGUGCCAAACUCUUUCUACAAACUCAACCCAGGCCUGAACAGCCAGCUGCAGCCAGGGACCCCGCACGGCAUCAGCGACAUCUUGAGCCGCUCCAUGCUGGGGAUGGGCACCACGGGCACCACCACUCUGCUGCCUGGAUACUCCACCAUGGGGGGGUUUGGGCCCUCCGUCACCAGCACGUCUGUGUACUAUAACCGAGACUACAACUCCAACCUGGGCGGCUUCUCCAAGCCAGGCACAGAGUGCCCCAUGAAGGGUCGCAGUGUGAGCUGCUGGGCGGAGAGCGGCUGUGAGUGGAGAGGAGGGAGACAGCAGUGCACCAACAGUAAUGGUCCUCUUGGGGAGAUGUCAGGCAGAAAGAAACACACCAGACCUACAUUCAGCGGGCACCAGAUAUUUGCCCUGGAGAAAACAUUCGAGCAGACGAAGUACCUUGCCGGUCCGGAGAGAGCCAGACUGGCUUAUUCUCUGGGCAUGACGGAGUCACAGGUCAAGGUUUGGUUUCAGAACCGACGUACCAAAUGGAGGAAGAAGAGCGCCUCAGAGCCGAGCUCCACGCAGGCCAGCCUCGCGGGACAGAGCGGGGACGCCUCGGAGAACGAGGUGGAGGAUGAGGAGUACAACAGGCCUCUGGACCCGGACUCUGACGACGACAAGAUCCGACUGCUUCUUCGCAAACACCGUAGGGCCUUCUCCGUCCUGCGGCUCGGGCCCCACCACGUCUGACAAACUGUAGCCUAUUUCAAUGAGC